Jatropha curcas is the source of this 2254-nucleotide messenger RNA. The record is from RefSeq and is a predicted model, not a curated record. Lineage: Eukaryota; Viridiplantae; Streptophyta; Magnoliopsida; Malpighiales; Euphorbiaceae.
GCAUUUCAAUUAUUUCUUUUUUGGUAUUUUGAUAGACUUGCUUCAUUUCAAAAAUUUGGAGCAUUUGGACUUAAGUUUUUCUAUUUUCGAGAGUGGGUUUCAUCUACAAAGCAUUGGAAUGAUGAGGAAUCUUAAAACUCUAUCUUUGCUAAAUUGUAGACUCACUGGAUCCAUACCUGCCGACAGAGGUCUUUGUGAAUUAAAGUAUCUGCAGCAACUAGAUUUUGGAGGAAAUAAUUUCAAUGGUAGCUUGCCAUGGUGUCUAGCAAAUUUGACAUCCCUUAAACUAUUUGAUCUCUCUUAUAAUAAUUUUAUAGGAGAUGUUGCUUUAUCUCCUCUUCGGAGUUUAACAUCCCUUAAAUACCUAAACCUCUUUGGAAAUCUCUUUCAAAUCCCAAUCUCGCUCUCUCCAUUUUUCAACCAUUCAAAGCUCAAUUAUUUGGAUUGUCAAGAAAAUAAAAUAUAUGUGACAAUGGAUGAUCAUAAUUUGACUCCAAAGUUUCAAUUAGACAUUCUCAAAUUAUCUGGCUAUCAUUUAUAUGGUAGUGGAAAGCUUCCCAAGUUCCUCUAUCAUCAGUAUAACCUACGAGUAGUCGAUCUCUCACACAAUAGAAUUCAAGGGAAAUUUCCAAAGUGGUUGUUAGAGAAUAAUACAAAACUAGAGGAACUUCAUUUAGCCAAUAAUUCUCUUUCUGGGUCUUUUCAAUUACCUACUCAUUCUCUUUUGAAUUUAUCAAUACUGGAUGUCUCUGAUAAUUGCUUGUAUGGGUACCUUCCAAAAAAAAUGGGAAUAUAUUUUCCAAAGAUAUAUUUUCCAAAGUUGAGAGAUUUAAACAUGAGAAGAAAUAGUUUGAGUGGAAACAUUCCCUCUUCAUUUGGAAAUAUGAGCUUAUUGACAAAAUUAGACUUAUCCGACAAUAAUUUAUCAGGGAGUAUACCAGAGCAGUUGACCAUGGUUUGUAUCUCAUUAAAUGAACUUAUACUUUCAGAUAAUUCUUUGCAAGGACAAAUAUUUCCUGAGAGUGCUAACUUGGAAUAUUUGGAAAAAUUACUUUUGGAUGGUAAUCGAUUGAGCACAAGUAUACCAAAUAGUUUGUCUAACUGUACUAGGUUGAUAAUAUUUAAUGUCAGUGAUAACCAUCUCUUUGGAAAUAUCCCAAAAUGGAUAGGAAAUAUGUCUUCUCUUGAAAUUUUAGAUCUUUCACUCAAUAGUAUCUCUGGAAGCUUAUCAUCCAAUUGCCCUAAUUCUUACCUAAGAGAAAUUCAUUUGUCAAAAAAUAAGCUGCAAGGAUCUUUCAGAAAUGUUUUUAGUGAUUGUUCCAGUUUGAUGGUGUUAGACUUAAGCCCUAAUAAGUUGAUAGGAAAAAUUCCAACAUGGAUUGUCAACAUUUCUAGGUUGAGCUAUAUUUUGUUAAGUCAUAAUAAUUUUAUUGGUGAACUUCCAAUUCAAUUAUGUGGGUUAGAACUAAGCUUGGUUGAUUUUUCUCAUAAUAAUCUUUCUGGUCAUAUUCUCCCAUGUCUGAUAUUGAGUAGUGAUUGGUCUAGAGAACUUGAAACUCAAUCUCCUGACCCACCACCUAUGCAACCUUUAGAAUUUACAAAUAAAAAUGCAACUUAUUCUUACCAACGGAAAACCCUCCUAUAUCUUUCAGGGAUUGAUUUCUCUUGUAACAGAUUUUCAGGAGAGAUUCCACCUGAAAUUGGAAAUCUUAGUGAAAUCCAAGUGCUGAAUUUGUCUCAUAACAUUUUGACUGGACCAAUUCCACAAACAUUUUCAAAUUCGAGGCAAAUCGAGAGUUUAAAUCUUUCUUACAAUAAUUUGGAAGGAAAAAUCCCCUCUCAGCUUACUCAAUUAUAUUCAUUAGCAGUUUUUAGUGUAGCACAUAACAAUUUAUCUGGCAAGACACCUGAGAGGGUUGCACAAUUUGCAACAUUUGAACAAGGCAGUUACGAGGGAAAUUCUUUCCUCUGUGGAUUACCUCUUCCAAAGCCUUGCGAUACAACCACAUCUCCGCCACUGAUGCCAACAACUUCAACGGAUGAAAAAGAAGAAAAUGGCUUCAUCGACAUGGGUGUUUUCUAUGUGAGUUUUGUGGUAUCUUACAUCAUAGUAUUUUUGGGAAUAGUUGCAAUUUUGUAUAUAAAUCCAUAUUGGCGUCGAGUAUGGUUCUACUAUAUAGAAUUGACUACCACCAAUUGCUACUAUUUUUUUGUCGACAAUAUUUCUUUCUUGUCCAAGUUUGGAGUUUCAUAA